AAAACUGUAGUGUUGUGGGGAAGAUAUAUUCAGACGGACAGCGUUUGUUUCCUCUUGUCCGUGAAGAUAUUACAGCCCGUCAACAAACAGCACCCACAUGCUGAGCCGCAAAUCGUACUAGAACAUAAAUGUAUGAAAUAGCAUCAUUUUGCGACAGUUUUUUUUUUUUAAUUCAUGUAAAGGUUACAUAUUUUAGCUGUAUUAUACAAACGCCUAUUCUCAGGUUGGCAGUGACAAAAGUUAGAAGGUCGUGGCUGGGAUGUGUGGGCAUUCUGUAUUGAAAACACAUGUGGAAAGUCACUGAUGAUGUGGAGAGGAGGUCUUGUUCCGAGUCUGAGACGGGCAGCCAGGUUCUAUUCCAGCAACCCGCCAAAAGCCUCUCACCAAAACUCCACACGGCCCCACGCUGAGAAGCAGAGGCGCAGACGAGUUCGGGAAGAGGGCAUCCUAUCAAGUCAACAUGGUAGUGCUGAAGAUAAAGCAGUAAACUGGAGUGAGAAGCAGAAGAUUGCUUACACAGCUCAUACACCUCCUGGGACAAAGAAAGACACUAGCUUGCCAUUCCCGUCUUCUUACAGUCCGGAGUAUGUGGAGUCCAGCUGGUAUCAGUGGUGGGAGAAAGAGGGAUUCUUCCGUCCUGAGCAACAUGAGCGGUUGUCUCACGCUGUGGAUCAGACCUUCUCUCUAUGUAUUCCUCCACCAAAUGUGACUGGUACUCUGCACCUGGGCCAUGCUCUGACUGUAGCCGUAGAAGAUGCUCUGGUUCGAUGGAGGAGGAUGCAGGGCUACAGAGUUCUGUGGGUACCUGGAUGUGACCAUGCUGGUAUUGCAACACAGACGGUGGUGGAGAGGAAACUGCUGAGGCAAGGAGGGAGGCACAGACAAGACUUCACCAGGGAAGAGUUUGUAGAAGAGGUGUGGAAGUGGAAGAAUGAGAAAGGAGAAGAGAUCUACCACCAGCUGAGGAAGCUUGGAGCUUCUCUGGACUGGAGCCGAGCCUGUUUCACUAUGGAUUCAGGGUUCAGCAGGGCUGUGACAGCAGCAUUUGUUAGAUUGUGUGACUCUGGUCUAAUUUAUCGCUCAGAGGGUUUGGUCAAUUGGAGCUGUGCUCUGGAGUCUGCUAUCUCUGACAUAGAGGUGGACUCAAAGGAGCUCUCUGGGAAGACCAUGUUGUCUGUUCCUGGUUAUGAAAACAAGGUGGAGUUUGGAACAAUGCUGAGCUUUGCGUACCCCGUGGAAGGCCACAAUAGCGAGGUCGUGGUUUCCACCACCCGUCCUGAGACUAUGCUGGGAGAUGUAGCAGUAGCUGUUCACCCCGAUGAUCCUCGAUACCAGGCUGUGCACGGGAAGCAGUGUAGACAUCCGUUCACCAACAGACUGCUGCCCAUUAUCACCGAUUCAAUGGUGGACAUGGAACUUGGAACUGGUGCAGUGAAGGUAACUCCUGCUCAUGACCACACAGACUUCCUACUCUCUCAGAGACACUCACUUCCACACGUCACUGUGAUUGCGGGGGAUGGGACAAUGACACCAUCCUGUGGACAGUGGCUAGAGGGAGUGAAGCGUUUUGAUGCCAGACAGCUUGUUGUGGAUGCUCUGGUUGAGAAGAAACUGUUCAGAGGAAAGGAAAGUCAUGCAAUGACUUUACCCAUUUGCAGCCGCUCAAGAGACAUCAUAGAACCCCUUCUGAAAAAUCAGUGGUUUGUCCGCUGUGAUGAAAUGGCCAAAAAAGCUGUGCAGGCUGUUGAGGACGGACAGCUGGAAAUCAUUCCUCACUACUACACCAAGACAUGGAAGAACUGGUUAUCCAACAUCAGUGAUUGGUGCAUAUCCAGGCAGCUCUGGUGGGGUCAUCAGAUCCCUGCCUACCAAGUGAUGCUUCCUAAUUCUGCAGGCCUACAAGAGGAGCACUGGGUUUGGGGACACACUGAGGACGAGGCCCGUCAAAGAGCUGCUGUGAAAUAUGGUGUGAAUCCAGAAGCCAUCACUUUGACUCAGGACCCAGAUGUCUUAGAUACAUGGUUUUCCUCUGGGCUGUUUCCCUUUGCUAUGCUUGGCUGGCCAGAGCAGACCGCUGACCUUCGGCGCUUCUACCCUAACUCUGUUCUGGAGACGGGCAGUGACCUCGUCUUCUUCUGGGUGGCGAGAAUGGUAAUGCUUGGAACAGAGCUGACCGGGCAGCUACCUUUUAAACAGGUCCUCUUUCACUCUCUAGUGAGAGAUAAAUAUGGCAGGAAAAUGAGUAAGUCUCUGGGAAAUGUCAUCGACCCAUUAGAUGUUAUUCAUGGAGUCUCUCUGGAGAGGCUUCAAGAGAAAGUGAAGGAGGGGAACCUUGAUCCGAGGGAGCAGGUGGUUGCCGUGGAAGCACAGAGGAAAGACUUCCCCACGGGGAUCCCUGAGUGUGGGACUGAUGCGCUGCGAUUUGCCCUUUGCUCUCACAAGAUGCAGGGAGAAGACAUUAGUCUGUCCAUCUCUCAGGUUCUGAGCUGCAGACACUUCUGUAAUAAAAUGUGGCAGACCUUGAGGUUCACACUGGGAGUGCUGGGUGACAACACAGCAACAGUAGAAGCUCUACCAAAGGUGUCUCCUCUGAGCAGCAUGGACCGGUGGAUCUGCUCCAGACUCUACAGUACAGUACUGCAGUGUGAGCGGGCCUUUGAAGCCUAUGAGCUGCACACUGUCACCUCUGCCCUGUACUCCUUCUGGGUCCAUAACCUGUGUGAUAUUUACAUGGAGUACAUGAAGCCUCUGCUGAACAAGCAGGACGAUGACGGAGCAGUACUCAGCACUGACACAGAGCACAGUGGUAAUGAGAGGCAGGCGGCUGCCACUGUUCUCUAUCACUGUGUGUCUGUCUCCUUGGCCCUGCUCUCCCCUUUCAUGCCUUUCCUCACUGAGGAGUUGUGGCAGAGACUUCAGCCAUUUGCACCUGAAGCAGCUGCCCACACCAGCCUGUGUUUACAGCCGUACCCCCGCUCGUCUCAGAUGGCACACUGGCAUUUUGCUGAGGAGGAAAGAGAUUUCCUGCUGGUCCAGGAAGUGAUCCGAGUGGCCCGCUCAUUACGAGCCCAGUGUGGUGUCACCAAAGCAAAACCAGAUAUGUGGGCAGUGUGUUCACCCAGCCAAGCCCAGGUCCUCCUUCCCUUUGGGUCAGCUAUUCAGACUUUAAGCCGCAUCUCCAGCCUCCAGAUUUACUCUUCUGACAGAGAAAACAAACCCCCCUCUGUCCACGCCACUCCUCCGCCCAAAACAAGCCUCAUUGGUGUCGUGGACCACACGUGUCAGCUACACCUUCACUUUCAAAGUGGAAUGGACAUUAGGAAACAGAUCCUGCAGCUCUGUCAGCGUAGAGACAAGCUUGUUCCAAAGUUGGACGAAGUCCUUUCCAGAGUCCAGUCUCCAGACUACCUCACCAAGGUUCCUUCACAUGUCAGGGAGCAGAUGGACAGUAAGGUGUCCGCUUUGGAGCAGGAGCUGAAAACCAUUGAGGAUCAGCUGAAAUUGCUGCAAGAGAUGGAAACAGCAGAAUAAAUGCAAGCAACAGGCAUCACCGUAAUUGUGCAGCGUGCUGGAUAAACAGCUGUUGGAUUAUUUAUAAUAUUAUCUGAGUCAAAAAUAUUAAUAUAUUUUUCAUGUAAUGGAGUUUUGCAGUCUGUAAUCACCAGCUUGCCUGCAGAUGGAGUCCUGUCAGGCUGCAGAUGUUUUGAGCGCAGUGGUACGAUGGAAGCAUCUGCAGUUUAUCUGUUGCUCCUAUACAGAAAAUAUUGUUUCCUGUGCUGACCUUUAAAAACUCUCAUUACAAAAUGUUUUUUUCUGA
Molecule: messenger RNA, 3817 nt
Organism: Archocentrus centrarchus (flier cichlid)
Lineage: Eukaryota; Metazoa; Chordata; Actinopteri; Cichliformes; Cichlidae
Gene: vars2
Product: valyl-tRNA synthetase 2, mitochondrial
Exons: 31
Coding region: 304-3531 (1075 amino acids)
Biological process (GO): valyl-tRNA aminoacylation
Cellular component (GO): cytosol
Molecular function (GO): ATP binding; valine-tRNA ligase activity; aminoacyl-tRNA deacylase activity
Source: RefSeq, a predicted model, not a curated record